GGUCUGCUAAUGAGAUCUAUUUUAUCGAGCCUUUCUUUUAAGCAAUUUCCUUAUAACCACGCACGUCAUCACUGGGUCCGAAGCAUGUCUCGUCCACUUUUCCAGUUAGAAUCCACCGUUCCAUUCCCCCUCCCAGCAUCGCCGACAACGAUCACAACAUAUAAGCAUAUAAACUCAGCAUUUCGACUGGUAUUCUGUUCCAUUCCUGGCCCGCUAUGUUCCGCCGCCAUUGUGGUUCCAACAUUAGGAGAGGGCGACGAAGGACUGGCACAUACUUUGGAGCAUUUAGUCUUUUGCGGGUCUCGAGGAAUUCCUCACCGAGGUUAUUUGGACUCUCUGGCGACGAGGUGUUUGAGUACAGGAACCAACGCUUAUACUUCCGAAGACCACACGGCAUACACUAUCACCACAGCGGGGUCAGAAGGAAUGUUGGAAGUUUUGCCAGUGUUUCUAGAACACAUUCUUUACCCAACGUUGAGAGACGCACAGUUUGUCACUGAAGUCUAUCAUUUGGAUGGGGAGGCAAAGCAUCAAGGAGUCGUGUACUGCGAAAUGGCUGGUCGGGAGAACACAGAGUCUGAUAUGCUAGAUCUUGCUCUACGGCGUUUAUUGUUUCAGAAUCAGACUACCUAUUCGCGGGAAUGCGGGGGGUUAACCAAGGAUAUUAAGCUACUGAACAAUGACCAGAUCAUUGAUUACCAUAGACGUUACUACCAUAUUGACAAUUUGACUGCUAUUAUCUGUGGACAAGUGCAACCUGAGGCAGUGUUUGAUAAGAUCGCUAGUAUGCCUGGAUUGCUGGAUAGUAUGACGGGUGUUCCAAAGGGAACCGCGCAAAUGCCCGUCAUUGUCGUCCCUCCUCUGCCAGGCAAACCAGGAGAUCUGAUUACGGAGACGGUCAGAUUUCCUUCUUCAGAUGAGGAAGUGGGAUCCAUUGCUUACGGAUGGAGAGGUCCACCAUCAGAGGACAUAUUCACAAUUGUAGCCUUGGAUGUCCUCUUCCGGUUUCUGCAAGAGACCUCAGCAUCGCCGUUCGCGCAGGCGUUUGUGGAGCGAAGUGAUCCAUUUGCCUCUCAGGUUGAUUUUGAGCUGAGAGGGUAUGUCAACACGGCGAUUGAACUGGUGUUUAGUGGAGUGCCUUGCAAAACGGAUGGGGAUAACGAAGCACAUGCGAUGGACAUUGACGAAUCUGAGGAAGAUGAUUCUGACUAUAGCGAGGAGGACUCGGAGGAAAACUCUGUUGUCGAGGAUGAGGAGCAUGCCCCACGGACGGACCUUUUCGAAUCUGGAGUAUAUCAUGGACUCGUUAUGAACGUGCUGAAAGACGUUGUUGAGACAAAGUUGUCAGUUCCCGACGCUAUGUGUUCCAGUCUAGAACGACAUCGUCGGAAGAUCCUGGAAGCACUGGAGGAAGAGCCGCAUGACUCUGUCGCAAUGUAUCUUGUAUCUGAUGUGGUCAGACAUUUCCUUGCAUCAGGAUCAACUUUAAACGACACUAGAGCAGAAGGUGGUGUCCCUGUCAUCGGUACGCGCGCGAAGAUUUUGUCUAUUGUGAAUGAACUUGGUGCUAUGCCUAUGAGUUUUUGGUCGGACCUGGCACGUCGAUGGUUGAUCGAUGCUCCGAUGGUUGAAGUGAAAAUGAUACCCGAUCGUGAGUUGGCUGAAGAGCACUCUCGCAGGGAGGCAGAGGAGCAGAGGGAACGGGUGGAGGCAAUUGGACCAGCAGGACUGGAGAUAUUAAAGGCAAAGGUGGAAGCAGCUGUGAACGAGAACAAAGUGAACCUUCCGGAGGAAUUGGUUGUCAAAAUGCCCCCGGUUCCAGACGUUACCAAAGCCGCCCGGUUGAAAGGCGAGAUGGAAAUCCUCCUGUUUCCGAAUUCACCGGGUGGGACAUCAAGACCAUUUGAGACUUGCCAGGUGGUCCAAACCGAAACUGUGUUUGUUCACCUGAGGUUGGCAUUUAAUACAAAUGACCUGCCAGAUGACUUGCGCCCAUAUUUGGUCCUGUUUCAAGAGCUUAUUUUCCAGACGCCGUUGGUUCUUCCAGGACCUAAAGGAGAAAGCAUUACGAUGGAUUAUAGAGAAGUGGUCCGCAAAUCGGCCGAUCUUUUCGUUUCUUACGAGGCUGCCCUUGGAUUCGGGAAUGACCUCUGGAGCGCUAGCUGGCUGAGCGAGGUGUUUAUGAUUUCCGCAAGUGCCGAAAAUUCGAAAUGGGAGCAUAUGAUCAGGUUCUUAUGCCAGGCGCUAAUUUUUGCGACGUUCACCGAGGAGCGAGUUUUGACGACCGCUAAGAAUUUGCUCAGUGAGAUUGUUGAAGUCAAACGCGAUGGACCAGACAUGUUGGCGGCCGUAUCGGGAAGAAUUACAAUGCCCGUUGGAUCAAAGGCUAAGAAUGCGCAAAGGAACGACGGUGCCAUUAGUAUUUUUAGGCAGGAAGGGUUUUUAAAGGACGUGGUCCGAAACUGCAAGGAAGGCAAGGUGGACGUUGUUUUGGAAGGGCUGGGCAAAGUAAAAGAGUGCCUGCUCAAGGCGGGCGUCGCCAAAGGCCCAGGGUUUACGCAAAUUGCGGUUCCCGUCGCCAACGCACGAGGUGCUGAUGCCCUUGUCAGGGAAGUCGCACAGAUCUGGGACGAGGAGGUGCAAAAGCACUCAGCACUGGUGUCUAGCAAGGCUUCAAAGCGGGAGAAUGGGGUAUCCACUGCUCCGGAGACCCAAUCUGCUUUUCCCUUUCCUCGCAAAGCAUAUGACGCUGCGUUGGCAGACCGAACGUUUGGAAACGCUGUGCUUGUUCCAAUACCUGGCGUCAAUACUACCUUCUUCUCGCAGAUCGUACCUUGCGACGUACUGCAACCUCAUCCUCAUCCUGACUACUUUGCUGUGACACUGUUGGCUGAGCUUUUGACCCGGUUGGAAGGACCAUUAUACACUGCCAUCCGUGGAAAAGGAUACGCAUAUGACGCAUCUGUUCACAUUUCACUUUGGACGGGUCAACUGUCUUUUGAGCUCUACGAAUCCUCAGAGCCACGGCGUGCACUCCUUGCAUUCUAUAGUAUUUUGACGAAACUGGGAACACCGGUUGGAUUUGAUGACAUUUGUAGCCAGUUUCACCUCGAGACUGCAAGGGCCUCAGUUGCGUACAAGGCAGCUUCAUCAAGAGCUACGAGUGGAGGUGUAGUUGUCUCCGCUUUACGGGCGGUCCUUAGGGGUUUCAAAACGCUUGAGGAAGAGGAAGCCUUCCAUCAAAGACUCUAUGCUGUUACCCGGGAUGACUUGCGUAGGGUUUACGCAGACUAUUUCAUGCGAUUUUUUGACGUAGACCGUCGCAUCACUGUUGCGACCACUGCACCCGGAGCAUCAGCGCAAGCGAUGCGAGAAUCCUUGGGUAUGGUGCCGAAUAUGGAUGAAACUGAAGCAAUUAACAGGGAGAAUAUAGAUAAAUGGGUCAUAGACUUUAAGGAAACAUCUUUGGACGAGCUUGUGAUGGGUUGAUUCAAUACUGUAUAUUUAAGCAUAUAGAACAUUCUCAAUUUAUCUGCACUCAAAAACUAGAUCUAUACCCAA
This is a messenger RNA of Spizellomyces punctatus DAOM BR117, 3561 nucleotides long. RefSeq lists its product as uncharacterized. The record is from RefSeq and is a predicted model, not a curated record. Gene Ontology annotation, molecular function: metal ion binding. Bases 10 to 3489 code for a protein of 1159 amino acids. NCBI's taxonomy places the organism in Eukaryota, Fungi, Chytridiomycota, Chytridiomycetes, Spizellomycetales, Spizellomycetaceae. The transcript is spliced from 6 exons.